Capra hircus (goat) is the source of this 945-nucleotide messenger RNA. Its product is annotated as olfactory receptor 51A4. Gene Ontology annotation, molecular function: G protein-coupled receptor activity; olfactory receptor activity. The record is from RefSeq and is a predicted model, not a curated record. Gene Ontology annotation, biological process: G protein-coupled receptor signaling pathway. Gene Ontology annotation, cellular component: membrane. Lineage: Eukaryota; Metazoa; Chordata; Mammalia; Artiodactyla; Bovidae.
AUGUCCAUUAUCAACAUAUCACAUGCUGAAGUCACCACCUUCAUCUUGGUUGGGAUGCCGGGGCUGGAAUAUGCACACAUCUGGAUCUCUAUUCCAAUAUCCAGCAUGUAUCUUAUUGCUCUUCUGGGAAACUGCACCAUCCUUUUCAUCAUUAAGACAGAACCAUCCUUGCAUGAGCCCAUGUACUGUUUCCUUUCCAUGUUGACUUUGUCUGACAUGGGCCUAUCCUUUUCCUCUCUUCCCACUAUGUUGAGGAUCUUCUUAUUUAAAGCUUCUGAAAUCUCUGCAAAUGCCUGCUUUGCUCAGCAAUUCUUCAUCCAUGGAUUCACAGCGCUGGAAUCCUCAGUGCUCCUGAUCAUGUCAUUUGAUCGCUUCCUAGCCAUCCACAACCCUCUGAGAUACAGCUCCAUUCUUACAACUCUCAGAGUAGCCCAAAUUGGAAUUGUAUGCUUUUUCAAGAGCUUCCUCCUGGUUCUUCCCUUUCCCUUCACUUUGAGAAUGUUGAAAUAUUGUGAGAAACGCCAACUGUCACAUUCCUACUGUCUCCACCAGGAUGUCAUGAAGCUGGCCUGCUCUGACAACCAGAUUGAUGUCAUUUAUGGUUUUUUUGGAGCACUCUGCCUUAUGGUAGACUUUAUGCUCAUUGCUGUGUCUAACAUCCUAAUCCUCAAGACUGUGCUUGGAAUUGCAUCCCAAAAGGAACAGCUCAAGGCCCUCAACACUUGUGUUUCACACAUCUGUGCAGUGAUCAUCUUCUAUCUGCCCAUCAUCAACCUUGCCAUUGUUCAUCGUUUUGUCCAGCAUGUCUCUCCCCUCUUCAAUGUCCUUAUGGCAAAUAUUCUUUUACUUGUGCCUCCACUGAUGAAUCCCAUAGUGUACUGUGUGAAAACCAGGCAGAUUAGAGUAAAAGUUGUAGCAAAAUUAUGUCAGAAACAAAUAUAUUAA